GGGAGGAGACGGCGGGAGGACGGAGGGUGGGGGCCGGGGGCUCUGUCCGGACCCUUCAGGGUGGGCGUCCUGGGCAGGGCAAGCGGCUGAGGUGUGGAAGGGGAGGAUGCGCCUCUCCAAAACCCUUGUCGACAUGGACAUGGCUGACUAUAGUGCCGCGCUGGACCCAGCCUACACCACCCUGGAAUUCGAGAAUGUGCAGGUGUUGACCAUGGGCAAUGACACAUCCCCGUCAGAAGGUGCCAACCUCAACACACCCAACAGCCUGGGUGUCAGCGCCCUGUGUGCCAUCUGUGGGGACCGGGCCACCGGGAAACACUACGGUGCCUCCAGCUGUGACGGUUGCAAGGGCUUCUUCCGGAGGAGUGUGAGAAAGAACCACAUGUACUCCUGCAGGUCAGCCCUGCAGUACCUCCUCCUGGCUGUGCAGAAUGAGCGGGACCGGAUCAGCACUCGCCGAUCAAGCUAUGAGGACAGCAGCCUGCCCUCCAUCAAUGCACUGCUGCAGGCCGAGGUCCUGUCCCAGCAGAUCACCUCCCCCGUCUCCGGGAUCAAUGGAGACAUUCGGGCAAAAAAGAUUGCCAGCAUCGCAGAUGUGUGCGAGUCCAUGAAGGAGCAGCUGCUGGUGCUCGUCGAGUGGGCCAAGUACAUCCCUGCUUUCUGCGAGCUCCCCCUGGAUGACCAGGUGGCCUUGCUCAGAGCCCACGCCGGUGAACACCUGCUGCUCGGAGCCACCAAGCGAUCCAUGGUGUUCAAGGACGUUCUGCUUCUAGGCAAUGACUACAUCGUCCCCCGGCACUGCCCAGAGCUGGCAGAGAUGAGCCGGGUGUCCAUGCGCAUCCUCGACGAGCUGGUGCUGCCCUUCCAGGAGCUACAGAUCGAUGACAAUGAGUAUGCCUGCCUGAAAGCCAUCAUCUUCUUUGACCCAGACGCCAAGGGGCUGAGCGACCCGGGCAAAAUCAAGCGGCUGCGCUCGCAGGUGCAGGUGAGCCUGGAGGACUACAUCAACGACCGCCAGUACGACUCGCGGGGCCGCUUCGGCGAGCUGCUGCUGCUGCUGCCCACCCUGCAGAGCAUCACCUGGCAGAUGAUCGAGCAGAUCCAGUUCAUCAAGCUCUUCGGCAUGGCCAAGAUCGACAACCUGCUGCAGGAGAUGCUGCUGGGAGGUCCGUGCCAGGCCCAGGAGGGGCUGAGAGGGUCCUCCAGUGAUGCACCUCAUGCCCAUCAUCCCCUGCACCCUCACCUGAUGCAGGAACACAUGGGCACGAACGUCAUUGUUGCCAACACAAUGCCCUCUCACCUCAGCAAUGGACAGAUGUGUGAGUGGCCCCGACCCAGGGGGCAGGCAGGUGGGCAACUUGAGCUCUACCCAGCAAGGGAUUGGGUUGGGGGCCUAAGAGGGGAGCCAGGAGAAGGAUGGGUCUAGAAGAUGGGAACUGGGAUACAACAGUUCUCUCUCUGUGCUCCCGGGUAAGGAGUGAGGAGUGAGACUGUCCUUUUGUUAAGGCUGUUCUUUCAGUGAGGUACUUACAUAGCAAGGUAAUUAACAGCCUCUAUUGAAUGACCUUGGGAUGAGGGAUCCACUGGGUGAACAUGUCCACUGGGUAAGAAUUCCAUUAGGUGAUGUUGUCCAUUAGGUAAAAUUGUUCUUUGAAGUAAGUCUGCCCAGUAGGUAAGACUAGCCAUUAGACAAUUGGAUGAGACUACU
This is a messenger RNA of Suricata suricatta (meerkat), 1708 nucleotides long. It is a transcript of the gene HNF4A, whose product is annotated as hepatocyte nuclear factor 4 alpha. The coding region runs from base 107 to 1426 and encodes 439 amino acids. The transcript has 9 exons. Gene Ontology annotation, molecular function: nuclear receptor activity; RNA polymerase II cis-regulatory region sequence-specific DNA binding; zinc ion binding. Gene Ontology annotation, biological process: positive regulation of transcription by RNA polymerase II; cell differentiation; anatomical structure development. The record is from RefSeq and is a predicted model, not a curated record. Lineage: Eukaryota; Metazoa; Chordata; Mammalia; Carnivora; Herpestidae.